AUGACUAGCACAACUCUUGUCGACAAGCCAAAUAUCGGUGUCUUCACCAACACAAAACAUGACCUGUGGGUCUCAGAAGUAACUCCUUCUCUCGAUCAAGUCAAGAGUGGCCAAGGAUUGAAGGCUGGAGAGGUGACAGUCGAGGUCCGAAGCACAGGAAUUUGCGGAUCCGACGUCCACUUCUGGCAUGCGGGUUGCAUUGGUCCUAUGGUGGUCACCGGAGACCACAUCUUGGGCCACGAGUCUGCCGGCCAAGUGAUCGCCGUCGCCCCCGAUGUCACCCACCUGAAGCCUGGCGAUCGCGUUGCCAUCGAACCCAACAUUAUCUGCAAUGCUUGCGAACCCUGCUUGACCGGUCGCUACAACGGGUGCGAAAAGGUCCGCUUUCUUUCCACUCCUCCCGUCGAUGGUUUGCUGCGGCGCUAUGUCAACCAUCCCGCUAUUUGGUGCCACAAGAUUGGCGACAUGAGCUACGAAGAUGGUGCACUCCUAGAACCUCUCAGUGUGUCUCUGGCCGCGAUCGAACGCAGCGGACUUCGACUGGGUGACCCAUGUCUGAUUACUGGUGCUGGCCCCAUUGGUCUCAUCACUCUUCUCAGUGCCCGCGCCGCCGGGGCAUGCCCGAUCGUCAUCACGGACAUUGAUGAGGGACGGCUGGAAUUUGCCAAGUCACUGGCUCCCGAUGUUCGCACUUACAAAGUGCAGAUUGGUCUUUCCGCGGAGGAGAAUGCAAGUGGCAUUGUGAAAACGUUCAACGACGGAAAGGGCUCUGGUCCUGAUGCCCUUAGGCCCCGCCUGGCGCUGGAGUGCACUGGUGUGGAGAGCAGUGUCGCAUCCGCGAUUUGGAGCGUCAAGUUUGGGGGCAAGGUCUUUGUGAUUGGCGUGGGUAAAAAUGAGAUGAAGAUCCCAUUUAUGCGUCUUAGUACUCAAGAGAUCGAUCUGCAGUAUCAGUACCGCUACUCUAAUACCUGGCCCCGUGCCAUUCGCCUGGUGGAGAACGGAGUCAUUAACCUUAAGAAGCUCGUCACGCACCGCUACACCUUGGAAGAUGCCAUCAAAGCGUUUGAAACCGCCUCAGACCCCAAGACAGGAGCAAUCAAGGUCCAGAUCAUGAGCUCCGAAGAAGAUGUUAAGGCUGCUUCGGCUGGUCAGAAGAUCUAG
Messenger RNA from Aspergillus tanneri, 1161 nucleotides. It is a transcript of the gene LAD1, whose product is annotated as NAD(P)-dependent alcohol dehydrogenase. Gene Ontology annotation, molecular function: L-iditol 2-dehydrogenase (NAD+) activity; zinc ion binding. Bases 1 to 1161 code for a protein of 386 amino acids. NCBI's taxonomy places the organism in Eukaryota, Fungi, Ascomycota, Eurotiomycetes, Eurotiales, Aspergillaceae. The record is from RefSeq and is a predicted model, not a curated record. Gene Ontology annotation, biological process: D-sorbitol catabolic process. The transcript has 2 exons.